Molecule: messenger RNA, 2594 nt
Organism: Magallana angulata
Lineage: Eukaryota; Metazoa; Mollusca; Bivalvia; Ostreida; Ostreidae
Exons: 18
Coding region: 61-2199 (712 amino acids)
Biological process (GO): rRNA base methylation; maturation of LSU-rRNA
Cellular component (GO): nucleolus
Molecular function (GO): RNA binding; rRNA (cytosine-C5-)-methyltransferase activity
Source: RefSeq, a predicted model, not a curated record
UUUGAUUGCUGCAUUGCACGUGGAAAAACUACAUAUUCUAUAGUUUUUUUUAUUCCAAUUAUGGGCAGGAAAAGAGAUCCAACACAAGUCGUUAAGUCGGGUCCUGGUAAAAAGGCAAAAAAACAACAACCACCAACAUUUCCGGGAUUAUUGACCGAAGAUAAAACAGAAACAAAGAAACUUAGCAGCAGGCAAAAGAAAAGGUUGAAGAACCGUGAAGAGAAGAGGCAAAAGUUCCUCUCAAUGAAGAAAGAGAAAGAAGAAAGUUAUCAAAAACUAAAGGCUAUGAAAAAAAGUAAGCAGUUAGAGGAAAGCAAAGAAAACACAGGUAACAACAACAACAGGAAGAGGAAGAUCUCAAAGCAAGAAUCAUCAGAAGAGGAGGAUGAUGAAGAUGAUGAAGGUGAUGCAGAGCUUGAAGAUGAAAGUGAAGAAGAUGGGAUAAAUGAAGAAGCAGAAUCAUCUGAUGAAGAAGAAGUUGAGUCAUCUGAUGAAAAUCCCCAAGGAUACACUGAUGAUAAUAAACUAUGGCUCAAACCUUCUAAAAGGAAAAUGGAUGAGGAUGUCAGCGAAUCUGAAGAAGAGGAUGAAAAUGACAGUGAUGAUGAUGGUGAUGAUGAUAACAUGGAUGAUGAUGAAUUUGAUAGUGAUGAAGAUGAGGAAGAUGAAGACGAGAAUGAAGAUAUGUUACCUAUAGAAAAAGCAGCAAAGAAGUUGAAUAAGAAACAAGAAAAAGACAGGAAACUUGCAGAGGCAGAACUUCAGACCAACAUCUCAGAAAUGGAGAAAUACACCCUACCAAGUGGACAAGAAAUUGAAAAAGAAAGCCAACAACCACCAGAUUUACAGCUGAUACUGCAGAGAAUCAAAGAAGUUCAACAUGUACUGGGGGACUUCAAAGGUCGGAGAGAACCAGACAGAACCAGACAGGACUACUUGGAUCAGCUCAUUAAAGACCUGUGUGCUUACUACAGUUAUAAUGAGUUCCUUAUGGAAAAACUGGUACAACUUUUCCCUCAUGAGAUAUCAGAAUUUCUGGAAGCUAAUGAAGUACAAAGACCUGUCACUAUUCGCACAAACACACUAAAAACAAGGAGGAGAGACUUAGCUCAGGCUCUGAUCAACAGAGGGGUGAACUUAGAUCCCAUAGGAAAAUGGUCUAAAGUUGGACUUGUUGUUUAUGACUCCCAAGUGCCUCUUGGUGCCACACCUGAAUACUUGGCGGGUCACUACAUCAUACAAGGAGGAUCUAGCUUCCUACCCGUCAUGGCUCUGGCCCCCCAGGAAAACGAACGCAUCCUGGACAUGUCAUCAGCUCCGGGGGGAAAAACAACUCAUAUAGCUUCACUGAUGAAAAACACAGGAGUUAUUUUUGCCAAUGAUGCCAAUAAGGACAGGGCAAAGGCCAUAGUUGGGAAUGUACACAGGAUGGGGAUCACCAAUACUGUCAUCUGUAAUUAUGAUGGAAGGAAGUUUCCCUCAGUCAUGCAUGGGUUCGAUAGAGUUCUGUUAGACGCCCCUUGUAGUGGGACAGGGGUCAUUGCCAAGGAUACAGAGGUCAAAAUGAACAAGGAUGAGAAGGACAUCCAGAGGUGCUCCCAUCUCCAGAGAGAGCUGUUAUUGGCGGCCAUUGACUGCUGUGAUGCCAAGUCAAGCACUGGUGGUUAUAUUGUGUAUUCCACAUGUUCUAUUCUUGUUGAUGAAAAUGAAUCUGUGAUUGAAUAUGCACUCAACAAGAGAAAUGUAAAGUUGGUACCAACAGGGCUAGACUUUGGAAAAGAAGGAUAUGUAAACUUUGAAAGACAUCGAUUUCAUCCCAACAUGAAGCUGACGAGAAGAUUUUACCCACACACACAUAACUUGGAUGGCUUCUUUGUGGCUAAACUGAAGAAGUUUUCAAACAAAAUCCCAGGUGCUGAGGAAAAAACCCGAGUGGCUACAGAGAUGGCAGACUCUGUAAAUGUAGCGGAGGAUGUUAAGAAAGAAGUCGCUGUGAAGGGAGAAAACCAGAGUGAAGAGGAACCAGUUAAAGACAAUAAGGACACUGCACCAGUCAAGAAAGACAACAAGAAAAAGGGAAGCAGUAAAUGGAAUAAAAAAGACACAGCUAAAAAGACAUUCAAACCUGGAAAAUUUAAGAAGUUCAAAAACAAUGAUGGAAAGUCAAAGCAGAAAAAGAAACCAAAGUCAAAGAAUUGAAUUUUAUUCUGAAAUUAAGCAGUACAGUAAUGACUUUUGAGGAAAGGUGCAAUGUUAAUACAUGUAUAAAUGAAAGUGUAUAUUUCUGUUAUACAAACACUGCAUACAAGAUGUGUCAAUAUCCAAUAUAUUUAGAUAUAAACUUGAUACAUCUACCUUCCUCAUAAUUAAAACAAUAUUAUUUGAUUUUUAAAGUUGUUGACUUUUUGGUUUACUUAAUGUAAUACAUUGUAAUGAGAUCAAUCCAUGAUUACUAUAGAAACAAAACAAAGAAAUCAAUUUUCAAAUGCCCAUUUCACCAAGUUUAUUUACAAAUAAAAGGUCUGUGAAACAAAAAAUAUUGAUUUCUGGUACAUGGAGUUCCACAUUUUUUAAAGAUUUUGUAAAAAUUUAAA